CGGAUCAAUUUGAGAAGAAAGUGUUCUCGACAACGUCGACCUCCAACACGAGCCCCACAAAAUGCAAAAGGAGAACCAGUCCAAACCACUGAAGACCAUACAGUAACAAGUAUUCACAUCCAAGAGUGGGAGAGCCAUUCAAGUGUAGAAGAACAGGAAAGUACAGACAACAAAAUGCUCGGUCUGCUUAAUGGUCCAGGUAAUAACCACCCCCAGGAGAUCCCAGAGGAAGAGCAGAUGGCAGUGAGCACCCUGGAUGUAAGUAUGCAGAAGAGUAGAGUCACUCUGAGAAGAAAAACAUGCCCUCAGAAUCGUCGUAAUCCAACGUCAAGAUCACGGAACAGAGAAAAUGUAUCCUUAAUAAGCAGCAUGGAAAAAGAUUCCAAACGCCUCUCAAAUAAUACUGAAGAGUCUGAGAGGUCCAGUCCUGUAACCAUUUAUGAUAUACCUGAUGGAUCAAAUGACAAAACAAGUCCUACAUUCAGCCACUCCAAGACAUCAGGUCCAACAGAACCUAUGGAGCUGGAUAUUCAGUUCCCACUUAACCUUCUCGACGUCAGUGUUGAGAAAAGCAAAGUUAUUCUAAGAAGGCUGACCCCUGGCCAGAAGAGACGAGCACCAACAUCAUGGCACAGAGAUAAUGACGAUUCAUCUUUGACAGCAAUAACAGAACCAGAUGUUUCUUCAAGCACAGCAGACAAGGAUGAGGAAGAGGAGGAAGAAACACCUAAAAAAUUCAAGAUACCAGCUCAUGCAUUCAGGCUACCAAUGCUGCCCCCUGGCAUGCUCAGAAAGAGGGACAAGGAAGAAGAGGAAUCGUCUCCUGGGAAAAUCAAAAUACCAAGUCAUGGGUUCAAACUUCCCAUGCCGUUCCCUGGUAUACAGAAGGAGGAAGAAGAGAAGAAGGCGCCUGGGAGAGUUAAAAUACCGAGUCAUGCAUUCAAGCUGCCAGUGCCGCCCCCUGGUGUAACGAAACGGCAGGAAAAAGAAGAGGAGAAACAGACCCCUGGGAGAGUGAAAAUACCAAGUCAUGCUUUCAAGUUACCAAUGCCACCCCCUGGUAUAAUGAAACAGCAGGAUAAAGAAGAUGAGGAAAAGACCCCUGGGAAAGUGAAAAUACCAAGUCAUGCAUUCAAGCUACCAGUGCCACCCCCUGGUCUAAAUAAAGAGCAGGACAAUGAGGAGGAGAAGGAACCGAUCCCUGGGAAAGUUAAAAUACCAAGUCAUGCAUUCAAGCUACCAGUCCCUCCCCCUGGUGUAAUGAGAAAACAGGUUCUUCCUACACAAUCUGGCAGUCCACCUGCAAAUGAAGAGUCUGAUGGCCAAGAACCACCACAGGCAGACGAAGAAGAACCCAAAAAGAAGAAAUUAGUGAUACCACCGAAAUUUGGCAUGCCAGGAAAUACUGGGUUUGGAAUGGCCCAUCCUAUGAUGAUGCAAGAACUGCAGUUUCGUCUACAGCGGCCAAAGAAGGAGUAACCAAAGGAUGCUCACAACUUAAUAUGCAAAUCUGUAUUUAUUGUCUGCAAUGUUUGUUUAAUGUGAUAUUUUGUACUCAUGUUUCUUACUAAUUCUUCACCCCUAAAAUAAAACUCCUUGAGGAGACAGUCAUCAUUUCCAUCACACAUUGAUAAACAUAUUUUAUUUUAAAUUCAUAAGGGCAUGGUUUAAUUCAUACUGUACCCCACUGAUAAAAGAGAAGGCAUAAAUUCCCAUGAGUGGCUAUUAAAAAAGGGGGCAAAUAGCACAAUAUUUUUUCUUAAUGAUUGCAUUUGUUGCUGUUUUGUCCUCUCUGGCAAUAAUCAUAUUACUUGUUGCACCUACCCCUUCACUAAGUAUCUAUCUCAAAUUCUCUAAAGUUUACAUUUCUGGCAAUAGCUUGGUCCAAGUAUUUGGUGUGAUUUAUAGGUACACGUCUGUUCCAUUUUAAGUCCCGAAAUAUGAGUGCUGUAUUAGCCAAAUUGUCCAAUGUUGUAUUUGAUAGUAGCAGAUUUUGCUGAAGAGGAACAUAUUAAAACUUGUUUGACUGAGUGCAGUACAUCUACGAUAAAGCAGAAGCCACAGGUGGGGCAGUGUAUCAUCUAUGAUAUAGCAGCUAUAAGUGUAGCAGUUUGCCAUCCAUAAUGCAAAAGCCAGAGAUGGUGAUAGUGUGGUAUAUAUGAUACAACAGGCAGCCACUGUUAGGGCAGUAUGCCAUCUAUGACACAGCAGUUAGAGGUGGUACAGUGUGCCAUAUGUUACACAAAACUCAGGGAUGACACAGUGUGCCAUCCAUGACAUCAAACCAACAGGUGGGAAGCAGUGCCCAUGAUGAAGCAACAAAAAUUCAAUGGUGUGCCAUUCAUAACAGACGAGCUAGGACUGGGGCAGUGUGCCAUCCAUGAAAGAACAGCCACAAGCUGGCAGUGUGCCAUCUAUGACACAGAAAGCAUGAAUGGGACAGCAUUCCCUUCAUGAUACAGCAGCCAUUAUUUUGGGCAGAAUGCGAUCCAUGGCACAGCAGUCAGGGGUAGGGCAGAGUGUCCCUUAUGGCAUUGCUGUCCAAGCCACAACAUCCUGGGCUGGGAAGAGUGUUACACAUUGCAGUAGCCAUAUAUAAGGAAGUGUGCCAUUUCCAUAGGUGAGGAUGUGUGCCAUCUCCAUAGAUGAAGACAUGUGCCAUUUCCAUAAAUGAGGACAUGGACCAUCUCCAUAGAUGAAGACAUGUGCCAUCUCCCUAGAUGAGAAUGCAUGCCAUCUCCAAAGAUGAGGAAGUGUGCCAUCUCCAUAGAUGAGGAUGUGUACCAUCUCCCUAGAAGAGGACAUGCCAUCUCCCUAGAUGAGUACAUGUCCAUAUGCAUAGAUGAGGACACAUACCAUCUCCAUAGAUGAUGAUGUGUGUCAUGCCCCUAGAUGAGUACAUGUGCCAUCUGCAUAGAUGAGGACACAUACCAUCUCCAUAGAUGAUGAUGUAUGCCGUGCCCCUAGAUGAGUACAUGUGCCAUCUGCAUAGAUGAGGACACAUACCAUCUCCCCAGAUGAGGAUGUGUACCAUUUCCAUGGAUGAGGACACAUACUUACUCCAUAGAUGAGGAUGUGUGCCAUCUCCAUAGAUGAGGAUGUGUGCCAUCUCCAUAGAUGAGGACAUGUGCCAUCUCCAUAGAUGAGGACACAUACCAUCUCCAGAGAUGAUGAUGUGUGCCAUCUCCAUAGAUGAGGAAGUGUGCCAUCUCCAUAGAUGAUGAUGUGUGCCAUCUAUGCCACAGCAGCCUCAGGUAGGGCAGUGUGCCUUCAGGGGUGAAGGCAAUGUGCCACACAUGACAACAGAAGCAACAGAAGGGUCAGUAUGCUUAUGUAUGCUCAUACAUAAAAAGGUAGCUUUAGUUGCAGAUUGGUUAAGUCAGCACCUCUGUGACACAAAAGACACAAAUGGACAAACUACUUGGAAAAGAUAGGCAAGGCCAACAUGAAAUAUAAGCUGCAAUGAAUGUAAACAGUCUUGGUUGUAAAAGACACAACAAAGUUACUUGAAGGGUGCUUUUUAUAUCAGCUUUAUUCCUCUUUUGACUUGGUCUCUCUUCCUUAUGGCACAGGUGUACACACCUUUACUCAAGCCCUAGCUUUCCGUACAUGAUGCGCUACUGCAGCAACAGUUUUAAGGAUGAAUUGAACCAAAUGGGAAUCUCUCUUUUGUUUCUGACUGCAGAGCAGAAAUGCUCAUGAUAAGACAGAAUGACCAUUAACAGAGUUUUGGGAAUGUUCUGUAUGGCCUUAAAUAAUCCACUUGAGGAGAAUAGUUACCAAUAUGCACACGUACAAUGUUUUUAUACAUAGUAUUUUACAAUGUGGAACACCCAUUCUGCUACCAUAUUCCCACUAGACUGUUUCAUAUUGCUUCCCAUGUGGCAGCAGUGUGGGGGAAGCUGCCACCCUUCUUUUCCAGAUAAAGACUGCACCCUAAAUCAUAAUGCGUUAACCACCCGACCCAGCACUGCUCAUCUACUGUGGCCAAAAUGUAAUUCCACACCCCCUUGUCAUCAAGGAACCUAGCACAAACUGUUAUUCGGACAGGACUGCUACAUCUGCUAAGUAGGUUUUGCACCAAGGACCCUAGCACAAACUGUUACUCGGGUAAGACUGUCACAUCUGCUAAGUAGGUUUUGCGCCAAGGAACCUAGCACAAACUGUUACUCAGGUAGGACUGCUACAUCUGCUAAGUAGGUUUUGCACCAAGGAACCUAGCACAAACUGUUACUCAUGUAGGGCUGCUACAUCUGCUAAGUAGUUUUAGCACCUAGGAACCUAGCACAAACUGUUACUCGGGUAAGACUGCUACAUCUGCUAAGUAGGUUUUGCACCAAGGACCCUAGCACAAACUGUUACUCGGGUAAGACUGCUACAUCUGCUAAGUAGGUUUUGCACCAAGGAACCUAGCACAAACUGUUACUCCUGUAGGACUGCUACAUCUGCUAAGCAGUUUUUCCACCAAGGACCCUAGCACAAACUGUUACUCGGGUAAGACUGCUACAUCUGCUAAGUAGUUUUUGCACCAAGGACCCUAGCACAAACUGUUACUCAGGUAGGACUGCUACAUCUGCUAAGUAGUUUUUGCACCAAGGAACCUAGCACAAACUGUUACUCGGGUAAGACUUCUACAUCUGCUAAGUAGGUUUUGCACCAAUGAACCUAGCACAAACUGUUACUUGGGUAAGACUGCUACAUCUGCUAAGUAGGUUUUACACCAAGGACCCUAGCACAAACUGUUACUCGGGUAAGACUGCUACAUCUUCUAAGUAGGUUUUGCACCAAGGAACCUACCACAAACUUACUCAAGUAGGACUGCUACAUCUGCUAAGCAGGUUUUGCACCAAGGUCCCUAGCACAAACUGUUACUCGGGUAAGACUGCUACAUCUGCUAAGUAGUUUUUGCACCAAGGACCCUAGCACAAACUGUUACUCAGGUAGGACUGCUACAUCUGCUAAGUAGUUUUUGCACCAGGAACCUAGCACAAACUGUUACUUGGGUAAGACUGCUACAUCUGUUAAGUAGUUUUUGCACCAAGGACCCUAGCACAAACUGUUACUCGGGAAAGACUGCUACAUCUGCUAAGUAGUUUUUGCACCAAGGAACCUAGCACAAACUGUUACUCGGGUAAGACUGCUACAUCUGCUAAGUAGGUUUUGCACCAAGGACCCUAGCACAAACUGUUACUCGGGAAAGACUGCUACAUCUGCUAAGUAGUUUUUGCACCAAGGAACCUAGCACAAACUGUUACUCGGGUAAGACUGCUACAUCUGCUAAGUAGGUUUUGCACCAAGGACCCUAGCACAAACUGUUACACAGGUAGGACUGCUACAUCUGCUAAGCAGGUUUUGCACCAAGGUCCCUAGCACAAACUGUUACUCGGGUAAGACUGCUACAUCUGCUAAGUAGUUUUUGCACCAAGGACCCUAGCACAAACUGUUACUCAGGUAGGACUGCUACAUCUGCUAAGUAGUUUUUGCACCAGGAACCUAGCACAAACUGUUACUUGGGUAAGACUGCUACAUCUGUUAAGUAGUUUUUGCACCAAGGACCCUAGCACAAACUGUUACUCGGGAAAGACUGCUACAUCUGCUAAGUAGUUUUUGCACCAAGGAACCUAGCACAAACUGUUACUCGGGUAAGACUGCUACAUCUGCUAAGUAGGUUUUGCACCAAGGACCCUAGCACAAACUGUUACUCGGGAAAGACUGCUACAUCUGCUAAGUAGUUUUUGCACCAAGGAACCUAGCACAAACUGUUACUCGGGUAAGACUGCUACAUCUGCUAAGUAGGUUUUGCACCAAGGACCCUAGCACAAACUGUUACUCGGGAAAGACUGCUACAUCUGCUAAGUAGUUUUUGCACCAAGGACCCUAGCACAAACUGUUACUCGGGUAAGACUGCUACAUCUGCUAAGUAGGUUUUGCACCAAGGACCCUAGCACAAACUGUUACAAAGGUAGGACUGCUACAUCUGCUAAGCAGGUUUUGCACCAAGGACCCUAGCACAAAUUGUUACUCAGGUAGGACUGCUACAUCUGUUAAGUAGGUUUUGCACUCAGUAAAUAGGAAAGAGCAGUGUAGUAGGAACAGGACAGUUCAACAAAUAUUGUGUGAGCAGAAUAAAACACCAAGUUGGUUUUACCAUAGAAAUUGGCACUGACUUUUCUAGAGCCAUGAGUUUCUGUGGAAUCCCCCCCCUUCAAAUCCUAGAAAAGUCCAUUCUACUAUGCCUAUAUUAUGACCAUAGAGUAUUAAUAACGCUUAGAAAGUCUCUCAUUUCUGAGAUCAGCCUAACCUUGCUAUCUUUAUAUGCUAUUUCUUUAUUGUGUUGCUACUUGCUGGAGUUUCUCAGGGAAUUGCAUCAAUUAUUUUUAUUACGUAAGCACCUGCUGCCUUAGUCAUUAUUCUUUGCCUUCGGUCCUGUUCAGGUUGUUAGAUUUUAUGAUAUUCUUUUUGUACAUAAAAUUGUUUAUAAAUUGAAUACAAAUUAAAUCAUUUUUUUUAAUUAUUUGACUUUA
Protopterus annectens (West African lungfish) is the source of this 6524-nucleotide messenger RNA. Its product is annotated as nucleolar protein dao-5-like. The record is from RefSeq and is a predicted model, not a curated record. The transcript has 13 exons. Lineage: Eukaryota; Metazoa; Chordata; Ceratodontiformes; Protopteridae. The coding region runs from base 175 to 1479 and encodes 434 amino acids.